Messenger RNA from Mastomys coucha (southern multimammate mouse), 3013 nucleotides. RefSeq names its product RAB33B, member RAS oncogene family (gene Rab33b). Gene Ontology annotation, biological process: Rab protein signal transduction. Bases 216 to 905 code for a protein of 229 amino acids. Gene Ontology annotation, molecular function: GTP binding; GTPase activity. The record is from RefSeq and is a predicted model, not a curated record. The transcript has 3 exons. Gene Ontology annotation, cellular component: endosome; Golgi apparatus. NCBI's taxonomy places the organism in Eukaryota, Metazoa, Chordata, Mammalia, Rodentia, Muridae.
CAGGAGCUGCGCCGCUUCCUCCAGAGCUUGGGAACCUUGGACGUGGCGAGGCGGUCGAAGGUUGGAGCGCCGCACAUAGAGGUCCCUCGGGCGGACCUUCUGCGCCGCAGUCUAGCCAGGGAGCGCCGACGCUUCUUUCCAGGGAGCGCAGUCGCUGGCGUGGCGUCAUUCCCGUGGCUUCUCUGCUCCGGCUCAGCUCGGGGCGGGGCAGGAGGAUGGCUUCGGAGAUGGAGUCGUCGCUGGAGGUCAGCUUCUCGUCCAGCUGUGCGGUGUCAGGGGCGUCUGGGUGUUUGCCUCCCGCCCGCUCCCGCAUCUUCAAGAUCAUAGUGAUCGGCGAUUCGAACGUGGGCAAGACGUGCCUGACUUACCGCUUCUGCGCCGGCCGCUUCCCCGACCGCACCGAGGCCACGAUCGGGGUAGACUUCCGAGAGCGAGCCGUGGAUAUUGAUGGAGAGCGCAUCAAGAUCCAGCUGUGGGACACUGCAGGGCAGGAGCGGUUCAGGAAGAGCAUGGUGCAGCACUACUACAGGAACGUGCAUGCUGUCGUCUUUGUGUAUGACAUGACCAACAUGGCUAGCUUCCACAGCCUGCCAUCUUGGAUAGAGGAAUGCAAACAGCAUUUGCUGGCAAAUGACAUACCUCGCAUCCUGGUGGGAAAUAAAUGUGACUUGAGAAGCGCCAUUCAGGUGCCCACAGACUUGGCACAAAAGUUUGCAGACACACACAGUAUGCCUUUGUUUGAGACCUCUGCUAAAAACCCCAAUGAUAACGACCACGUAGAAGCUAUAUUUAUGACGUUGGCUCAUAAGCUAAAGAGCCACAAACCGUUGAUGCUUAGCCAGCUGCCUGAUAACAGAAUUAGCCUGAAACCAGAAACAAAACCUGCAGUGACCUGCUGGUGCUAAGUCAUAGGUGCGGCCAUUAUGGGUCUGGCUUACCUGAAGAGAAGCUUGUGACGUGUGACAGUGAUUAAAUUCCUAAGAGUAAAUCUUAAAUGUAAUGGAUCAUCCUUCUGUUAUCAUUGUUACAAUGCCUUUUGUACUUUGCAUCCUCUUUAUCAAGUUUGUCACUGAGACAGCACAUGGAAAAGACCACUUUACAGAGGGGAUUGAAAAUGAAGCAAAAAUGAGACAACUGGGGCCAUCUUUCCAGUUCCAGCCAGAUGCAGCAGCUUCAAGUGAACGUGAUGGAACUUAAAGGGUUGGUGGUGUUCCUCUGUAUCCCUGCAGCAGCAGGCGCCAUGCUGGGUGAUGCACACAUGCAGAGCAGAGCUGGAGCAAGCUGCAAGCUAAUAGGGUGCUGUAUUUACUCUGUAUCUUUAAGCACUAAAAACUAGUCAGACGAAAGCAAGCAGUUGUAACAGGAGUUACUUUAGUCAUGACAUUUAAUCAAAAAUAUCAGGUAUCUAAAAGCUGGUUUCUGGUGCCCAGUCCUCUGUUCCCGGUCAGUUGGUGACUCGGAGCUGCUUUCAGUCAGCACCCAUUUGGCUGGGGCUCUACAUGGAUUCCUGUAAUAAUGUUGUUGGAUGAGUUUUUUAAAUGUGUGAAUUUUAUGGCCUUGGUAUAAAAAUUGAUAAAACAAACUGUCCCCUGGUAUAAAAAUGAGUUAAAUAUUGAAAAAUGUCUUACCUGUCCCUCAAUGAUGAGAUGGUUUAGAAAGUUUUUUUUUUUUUGCCCUAAGUACUUAUAGUUUGAAUUUAAGACUUUGCACAAAGAAAAUAGCAUGUUUACAUACGAAGGUGUUAGCAGAGUGGUGUGUAAGCUGCGCUCAGCCUAAGUCCGCACAUCCUUGUUGUGACAGCUUGCAACCCUUGGCAGUUUUAGGGGAAACAAAGCCAAAAUAUGUUUUACUUAAAUAUUUUCAUAAUGUGGGAAACAAGUGUAAUCCAACUAGUUUCAGGUUUUUGUUUCAUUAUUCUGAAGGUCCCAAAUGGAUAAUUCAGUUAUGAAAGCAAAAUUUUUCUAAUAAACUAAAUGAAAGUAACUUAAGGGAUGAUUGUAGAAUUUAAAUAUUAAUUCAGUAAAUAUAAUGAAAUGAAGAUCAGGGCCCAGGUUGGCCUUUGUAGUUAGAAAGAUCUUUCUUUAGUUCUUUCUUUCUUUCUUUCUUUUUUAAUACAAGGCCUCUCUUUGUAGACCUGGCUGGCCUGGGACCAGGGUGGCCUCCGACUUAGAAAUGCCACCCUGCUUCAUCCUCCAAUGGCUGGAGAUUAAAGGCUUCUGUCACCAGGACUGGCCCAAUACAUUUUUAUCACGCCAGAAUUAAAGAUUUAAGAUUGUCUUCUAUCUAAAUGAAUGCUGACUUGUGAACUGUUUUCCUAGUGAUACAUAAUGGCGGCAGUGACAGGCGGCUGGAGAUGUUUGUACAGAGGAGAGUCUGUUCAUUGUUCUUCAACACUCUGUACACUGGAGGACAGAGCUGAUCUGUUCUUUAAGCACAUCUAUGGUUUCCUUCUGUAUUGUUUCAGGACUGUUUUCUCAGAACUGUUAAUUAAUAAUUUUUCUUUUUAAAGUAACUUUUCUUAAUGAACAUUCUUUACAAUUCUGUGAAAAGCAUAAUUUUUUCAUUUUAGUAUUUAUUAAUGAAAACAUAUUUGUAUCUCAUUUGUAACGACCUACCACUUUAGUUUUUAGUUUUUUAUUUGAAAAAGAUACAUAUCAUGUGAGCAGAGAUAAUCCCUUUAGAUAUAGUCCAAAGUGUUUGUAAAGCACUUUUUUGACUGUUGAUAUUACUUUCAAAAUGAUGGUGAGCUGACAUCUAGUUAUUUUUUUAAGCACAAAUCACACAUUUUGUACAUCUGUGAUUUUAUUUUGGCUGACAUUUAAUUGGAAGUGUUAGAUGUUUUAGAAAAAAAAUCUUAAUUUGCGAACUCGUUUGGCAUCUGUUGUGGUUGGCCACAGACUGCUUGAUUGACAGUGUAUGGCUCUUUCAUGUUCUCUGUUAGCAGUUUUGCUGUGGAGCAGUGUCACUCUUAAUCCUUCUCCCAUAACGCACAAUAAAUCAUCUUGGCCAUGAA